AUGGAUCACAAUCAAGGCUACUCACGAGGGUACCAGCUCGAGGAUAUCCCCCCGACAACAGAUUACGACGCUACGCCAGUAAACGAACAUGACAACGUCCGACGGUACUCUUUGAGCGACAAUGGCCCGGCUUACAACGACCAAACAGAUCCACCACCCAUGUCACCAACCUCAGCAUCAUACUAUUCCCAGGACCAACCACCACCAGUAUCGGGAGUAUACCACAUGCCCCCCUCGUCGAGUACAGCAAUUCACAACAGCGAAUUCGAAGGGUAUGGAGGUUUCGGCGACGGCUACGGUUACAGCCGCCCACACUCAUCAUCCCAGGAAAGCGAUACAGACGAUUCUUGGGCACGACGACAGCAAGAGCUUCCCUUGACAGCCGUCCAGAAACUCACAAAUGGCACAUCGCUUCGCCGGCGCGAGACGCGCAAGAUUAAGCUUGUCAAGGGGUCCGUCUUGAGCGUGGACUACCCAGUGCCCAGCGCCAUCCGAAACUCUGUCCACCCGUCCCACCUUGACCCGGAGAGCGGCACCAGCGAGGAGUUCAGGACAAUGCGCUACACGGCCGCGACCUGUGAUCCCAAUGACUUCACAUUGGUCAACGGGUACGAUCUCCGUCCGCGGAUGUGCAACCGCCACACGGAGCUCCUGAUCGCCAUCACGUACUACAACGAGGACAAGGUCCUACUCGCCCGGACGUUGCACGGCGUCAUGCAGAACAUCCGAGAUAUUUGUAACAUGCGCAAUACGAGCUUUUGGAAUAAAGGUGGACCGGCGUGGCAAAAGAUCGUCGUCUGUCUGGUAUUUGACGGUAUUGAAAAGGCCGACAAGAAUGUCCUCGAUGUGCUGGCGACGAUUGGUGUGUACCAAGACGGCGUCGUCAAGCGGGCCGUUGACGACAAGGAGACAGUGGCGCACAUCUUUGAAUAUACGACACAGCUAUCCGUCACACCCAACCAGCAGCUCAUCCGACCAGUCCUCGACGACAAGGACAAGGGCGCAAAGGACAAUUUCCCGCCUGUGCAGAUGAUCUUCUGCCUCAAGCAGAAGAACAGCAAGAAGAUCAAUUCACACCGCUGGCUGUUCAACGCCUUUGGUCGCAUCUUGAAUCCAGAGGUGACCAUCUUGAUUGAUGCCGGAACGAAGCCGAGCAGGGGAUCCCUACUGGCGCUAUGGGAAGCCUUCUACAAUGACAAGAGCCUAGGCGGCGCGUGCGGCGAGAUCCAUGCGAUGUUGGGUCGCGGGGGUCGCAAGUUGCUGAACCCUCUCGUGGCGGUGCAGAAUUUUGAGUAUAAAAUCUCAAAUGUGCUCGAUAAGCCCCUCGAAUCCUCGUUUGGGUACGUGACGGUCCUGCCCGGCGCGUUUUCUGCCUAUCGUUUCCGUGCCAUCAUGGGUAGACCGCUGGAGCAGUAUUUCCACGGCGACCAUACGCUUUCCAAGAUCCUCGGGAAGAAGGGUAUUGAUAACAUGAACAUCUUCAAGAAGAAUAUGUUCCUUGCCGAAGACCGUAUUCUCUGCUUUGAGUUGGUGGCUAAGGCAGGGCAAAAGUGGCAUCUUUCCUACGUCAAAGCUGCCAAGGGCGAGACAGACGUCCCCGAGGACGCCGCUGAUUUCAUCGGCCAAAGGCGAAGGUGGAUGAACGGGUCCUUUGCGGCGUCGCUGUACUCCUUGAUGCAUUUUGCGAGAAUCUAUCGCUCGGGGCACUCUCUCGUCCGGCUUCUCUUCCUGCAUAUUCAGAUGGCGUACAAUAUCGUGCAGCUCUUGCUGAGUUGGUUUUCACUGGCCUCAUACUACCUCACAACUGUCAUCAUCAUGGACCUCGUGGGUACGCCAUCCAUUGUCUCCGGUAAUCACGGCUGGCCAUUUGGAGACACAGCCUCGCAGAUCUUCAACAUCAUUGUGCGCUACGUCUACAUCAUCUUCCUCAUCGUCCAGUUCGUCCUGGCGCUCGGCAAUCGACCAAAAGGCGCUCGUUACACCUACGUCGCCUCGUUCAUGGUUUUCGGCUUCAUCCAAGCCUAUGUCCUGGUCCUCGCCUUCUACCUAGUCUACAAGGCCCUUAGGGAUCCGAUAGGUGAUUCUAUCAGCGUGUCCUCCGGCGCAGCAUUCUUCCAGAGCAUGUUUGGAGACACCGGUGUGGCGGGCGUCAUUCUCCUCGCACUAAUCACCAUCUAUGGCCUGAAUUACGUCGCCUCGUUCAUGUACCUCGACCCCUGGCACAUGUUUCACUCCUUCCCGCAAUACCUCGUCCUGGCCUCGACCUACAUCAACAUUCUGAUGGUGUAUGCCUUCAACAACUGGCACGACGUAUCGUGGGGAACAAAAGGCUCCGAUGACGCCGGCACUUUGCCAGCAGCGCACGUCACGAAAGGAAAAGGUGGUCAGGCCGUCGUGGAAGAGGUCAAGAAGGACCAGCAAGACAUUGACGACAUGUUCAAGGAGACAGUCUACCGCGCCCUUGCCCCGUUCGAGGAGGAAGCCGUAGUGGAAAAGAAGGACCCUGAAGAUUCGUACAAGUCUUUCCGUACCGGUUUGGUGGUCGCUUGGAUUCUUUCGAAUUUGGUCUUGAUUGUUUUCGUCACCAGCGACGACUUUGAGUUCCUUGGUGUUCAGGAAGCGUCAGUAAGCCGCACACCUCACUAUUUCCGGGCGCUGCUGUACAUUACCGCUGUUCUUUCGAUUGUUCGGUUCAUUGGGUUCUGCUGGUAUUUGGGCAAGACGGGUAUCAUGUGCUGCUUUGCGCGCCGCUGA
This is a messenger RNA of Emericellopsis cladophorae, 2754 nucleotides long. Its product is annotated as Chitin synthase-like protein. Gene Ontology annotation, molecular function: chitin synthase activity. The transcript has 3 exons. Bases 1 to 2754 code for a protein of 917 amino acids. Lineage: Eukaryota; Fungi; Ascomycota; Sordariomycetes; Hypocreales; Bionectriaceae. Gene Ontology annotation, cellular component: cell periphery; cell septum. The record is from RefSeq and is a predicted model, not a curated record.